AUGUCCAGUUACGGUGACGGUAUGGUCAACAGUCUGGUGUACCACGACAGUACUGCAAACUUUUCUCCUAAAAAAAGUUUAGAACCCUGCAGAUCCCUUAUUCUCGCCUACUCACCGGUUGAUGAGGACAGUCUC
Messenger RNA from Acaulospora colombiana, 135 nucleotides. Lineage: Eukaryota; Fungi; Glomeromycota; Glomeromycetes; Diversisporales; Acaulosporaceae. The record is from the annotation of a GenBank genome assembly.